Juglans regia (Persian walnut) is the source of this 1312-nucleotide messenger RNA. Its product is annotated as ras-related protein RABA1f. The transcript is spliced from 2 exons. NCBI's taxonomy places the organism in Eukaryota, Viridiplantae, Streptophyta, Magnoliopsida, Fagales, Juglandaceae. The coding region runs from base 251 to 904 and encodes 217 amino acids. The record is from RefSeq and is a predicted model, not a curated record. Gene Ontology annotation, cellular component: endosome. Gene Ontology annotation, molecular function: GTPase activity; GTP binding.
UCCACUUCACAAACGUGACAUAUCGAAGCCCAAACUCAAAGUAACGAACAACGAACGAACGAACGAAAGAAAGAAGGCGACAGUGCAUGUAGUCGUUGGCCACCUCCCUGAAAUUUGGUUCUCUCGCUCUCUCUCUCUCUCUCUCUCUCUCUGACGUUACGUAGAAAAGUAGUUCCAUUGAUGUCGGAGAGGACGUUUGCGUCUUGAUCAUCCGAGAAUAAGAUCGGAACGGAAUAGGAAUAGAGAAGUAAUGGCGGCGUACAGAGCGGAGGACGACUACGACUACCUGUUCAAGGUGGUAUUGAUAGGGGACUCUGGCGUGGGAAAAUCCAACCUCUUGUCUCGUUUCACCCGCAACGAGUUCAACCUCGAUUCCAAGUCCACUAUCGGCGUCGAAUUCGCCACCCGCAGCGUCCGUGUAGACGACAAGAUCGUUAAGGCCCAGAUUUGGGACACCGCUGGCCAAGAAAGGUACCGUGCAAUUACUAGUGCUUACUACCGAGGAGCUGUGGGUGCAUUGCUUGUCUAUGAUGUCACCCGCCAUUUGACAUUUGAGAAUGUUGAGAGAUGGUUGAAGGAGUUACGGGAUCACACAGACUCCAAUAUCGUGAUAAUGCUUGUGGGUAACAAGGCAGAUCUGCGCCACUUACGUGCUGUAUCCGCAGAGGAUGCUACAGCUUUUGCCGAGAGAGAGCGCACCUUCUUUAUGGAGACAUCUGCCCUGGAGUCUUUGAAUGUGGAGAAUGCAUUCACCCAAGUUCUAACCCAAACAUAUCGAGUAGUGAGCCGGAAAGCACUUGAUAUUGGAGAUGAUCCUACAGCCUUGCCUAAAGGACAAACCAUAAAUGUUGGAACCAAGGAUGAUGUUUCUGCUGUUAAGAAAGUUAGUUGCUGUUCUGCCUAAUUAUAGAUGGUGAUAGAUCAAGGAGUCUAAACCUAUCUUGCUGCGCUUGAAAUCUGAGGUUUCCACCCACAACUCAGGGAUCUUCCCACCAAAAUUUUCACUUUUCCGAUAGUGCUUGAGCAUGUCUGAGGUCAGUUUUAACGUUUUACAUCCAUAGAAAUGUUGACUGUCUUUUCCACUGGUAUAUUGUUUAAAUUCUCAACUUUUGUGAAGUUUUUCUUGUACUUGGUUGUUUUAGAAUUGAAAGACAUCAGAGGCAAAUUCAAUUUUGCAUCUGAUAAAUGAUUUAGUUGUUUUUAUUGCUGGAUGACAAUGAAGAUGACGGGCUGGUUUCGUCUUUUUAUGUGUAAUGGUGUAGUCAGUUUUUUAUAAGAGGAAAAGAGGAGGAUAUAUUUGAUUUUUUGGCAA